UGAUGAUGCAGAGUUUCUGUGGCGUUUGGCGCGAGCGUCCCGUGAUCUGGCGUUACUGUCCAACGCCGACGAGAAGAAGCGGCUCACAUACGAGGCCUUUGACUUCGCCAAGAAAGCUCUGGAGAAAAAUCAGGCUUGCUUUGCAGCACACAAAUGGUUCGCAAUCUGCCUCAGUGAUGUUGGUGAUUAUGAAGGGAUCAAAGUGAAAAUAGGAAAUUCCUACACCAUCAGAAACCAUUUAGAGCAAGCGAUUGAACUCAAUCCAAAAGAUGCAACGUCCAUCCAUAUUCUUGGUUACUGGUGUUUUGCGUUCGCUGAAUUAGCGUGGUACCAGCGGAAAGUUGUAGCAGUUAUUUUUGCGUCUCCUCCAACAGCCACUUAUGAAGAGGCUUUGGCAUUUUUCCUGAAAGCUGAAGAAGUUGACCCAAAUUUCUACAGUAAGAACCUGCUGAUGCUGGGAAAGACGUACAUGAUGCUGAGAGACGUCAAGCCGGCGGCGCUGUGGCUCACUAAAGCACGAGAUUAUCCUGCAGUCACAGAAGAAGACAAACAGGUUCAUAAGGAAGCGCUGGAGCUGCUGAAGAAACUCGACGGAUGAGUAGCAGCUAAAUCAGACCCGAUGUUAUCUAACAGUUACCCAGAGAUGCCUUCAUUGAUUUUUGUAAUGACUUACUAUUGAUUUGUGUAUGAUGGCGAUUUAUCAUUCACUAUUUUAGACUCUCAAGUGUCUGCCAUUAUCUGAGGCUGAAUGAAAGGACAAUGUCUAAAUGUAAUGCAGACUGUAUUUGACUAGUACUGGUGUAUUUCUAGCACUCUUGAAUGUUUGCUAGUUUCAGACCUUAACAGGACGAGUCCACAGAUUCAACAGAGACCCUGGACUGGCUGCAGAUCAAAGAUCACUCAGUGAAGCUUCAACAUGUGGCUAAUCUGUUUAUCGUAUAGUAAUGAGGAUUUUUAUCAAACUCUUUUAACACACGUGUGCACCUGGAUACUUCUCUGAAUACUUCAGUUUACCCCCAUCUUCUCACAGAAUCGUCCAUCCAACUAGAAGACACUGAAACUUAAACUAUGAAACAUGGUUUUUGUUCUUUAUUUACAUGAAUCUGAUUUCAAAUGUUUUGGAAGCAAUUAAACUAUCAAAAAUUAAUUUAACAAAUUGUCUAUAUUUUGUUCUCUCUGCAAAUGAAAUAAAUUCAAACAAACUUGAAUAUAUAUUUAUGCUGGGCUCAGAGUUCUGUGUUGAGAUGCAAUUAAAGAAUCUAAAAAACCCCCACAGGAAUCUCCAUCAGUGC
This is a messenger RNA of Sinocyclocheilus anshuiensis, 1292 nucleotides long. It is a transcript of the gene rmdn1, whose product is annotated as regulator of microtubule dynamics 1. NCBI's taxonomy places the organism in Eukaryota, Metazoa, Chordata, Actinopteri, Cypriniformes, Cyprinidae. The record is from RefSeq and is a predicted model, not a curated record. Gene Ontology annotation, cellular component: mitotic spindle pole; cytoplasm; spindle microtubule. Gene Ontology annotation, molecular function: microtubule binding.